AUGGCUUGUUCUGUUGCUUCUAUAAUAUUUAUAUUUGGGGGAUUUGUCCAUCAUUGGAAAGAUGUUACACAUUUAUUGGCAAAUGGAUUUCUUGUUUGUGCUAUUGGAAUGGUUCCUUGUGGAGUAUUAUUGUCUGUUACUUCUGUUACUUUAAAGUAUUAUGUUACUUUAAAGUAUUAUUGCCUGUUACUUCAAUUUUAA
Meloidogyne enterolobii is the source of this 201-nucleotide messenger RNA. The record is from the annotation of a GenBank genome assembly. NCBI's taxonomy places the organism in Eukaryota, Metazoa, Nematoda, Chromadorea, Rhabditida, Meloidogynidae.